Molecule: messenger RNA, 1134 nt
Organism: Amyelois transitella
Lineage: Eukaryota; Metazoa; Arthropoda; Insecta; Lepidoptera; Pyralidae
Exons: 2
Coding region: 1-1134 (377 amino acids)
Source: RefSeq, a predicted model, not a curated record
AUGCCUAAAAGAAAGAAUAUUGACAAAAACUAUGAAGUUUUGUGUAAAAAACUAAAAUUGAUUGAAGAAAAAUUAGGUCUCGGCGGUCAACGUGCUAAACGUCGCCGUGGGCGUAUUAUAUCUAGUUCUUCAGACUCUUCGCAUUCUUCACAAACACAGAACCAUGAUAGUAUGGUGGACAUUGAUCCAUGUGAGCCGUUUGGACCCACUGCGCCCGCCACGGUUGAUCCGUCCCUUAUGCCUGCAGCCCCGCAGCCCAGUGGCGAGGUCUCAGCUACCAUCGAGCCCGAAUUGUCGGCUGCCAACAUCGAGACCGAGCGGUCGGCUGCCACUGUCACCCCCGAUGUUGGCGCCAGGGACUUAACCGGCGAAUACGCAUCGCAGUUGGACCCCGACGUCCUGGAGAUUUUAGGCGUGGACCCAACUGCCUCUAAUACCUACGGCAAAGAUAUCCAAAAGGAUCUCGCUAUUCGCAUGGAACAUUGUGCGACGGAGGGAUUGCCAAAAGACGACCGUAAGAAUAUGGUUGAUUCCUAUCUUCUGCCAAAUAAUUGCAAACUCAUCGGCCCCCCAAAUUUGAAUCCAGAAUUAAAAGCCGCCUUAUCGGAACAGGUAAUAAAGAGGGACAAGGCUAUUGAAUCGAAGCAGAGAGUACUAUCAGCAGCGAUCUCGAGCCUUGCACAGGCUAUUACGCUGAUUCUCUCUUCAAAAGAGAAGGAUGCAAAUCUAUUACGUCUUCUAAUGGAUACCAGCCGCAUGUUAUGCGAUUGUCAACACAGCGAUACGCUGACCAGACGGAAUUAUGUAAUUAACUCCAUUAAAAAAGAAAUGAAGGAGUCGCUGCACAAUACUAAAAUAGACACUUCUUUGUUUGGUCAGAACUUACCAGACACUUUAAAAGCCGCAAAGGCUAUUAACAAGUCGGGCGCAGAACUGAAGAUAAACCCUCCUCCUAAGCCUGGUACUGGCAAAAAGCCAACACCAUCUUCUUCAAAAAACUGGAAGAACAAUGUGCCUCGCAAGCAAACGAUGGCACCGAAGGAAACGACAAAGACCACGAUGACGACGAGGAAUCAGCGCUCCGGGUCCUCCAAGUCAUCGCACAAUCACCGCCAUGCGAACCCUCGCCGCUGA